AUGAAGAUGCUGCUCAGCUUGAUCGCGGCGGCGGCGGCGGUGGUGACAGUGUUUCAGUUCCAGCAUAUAGCGGCGGCGGAUGAUUUGUUCCAGUGCGGGAUCCCUCGGGCGAGAACACAAUUUCUGAUAAUUAAAGGUGAGACGGCUCUUCACGGCCACUGGCCGUGGCAUGUGGCGCUUUGGUUGACACAGAAGGAUGGUAGCGAGAAGUACGCCUGCGGCGGGACGUUGAUUAGUCAAAAGUUUGUCCUAACGGCGGCGCACUGCGUGCUGAGCGAGAAUCGUCACCAGUUGCUGCGGAGUGCAAAAGACGUAUCCGUUUGGGCGGGGGUUUUUAACUUGCAAAAUCCGGAAGCGGAUACACGGCAGAUUCGAUCGGUCGCCCGAAUUCACAUAACCGGUUACUCGAGGGAUAGUUUGCUGCACGAUAUUGCACUGUUGGAGCUGUCGGAACCGGUCACGUACAGUGGGUAUGUUCUGCCGGCUUGCUUGAACGCGGAACCGAAUCUGCGGACGGAUGUCGGGGCGGUCGUUGGGUGGGGUGUGGCUGACGACGACAAACCGUCGCCCACGCUGAAGAAGUUGAAGCUCCCGGUGGUAGCCGAAUCGGAGUGCCUGAAGAGUGAUCCCUCCAUUUUUGGUGUGGCUCUGCAGAAGGAACUGUUCUGUGCUGGAUUUGCUAAUGGUUCUGCCCCGUGCAAUGGAGACAGCGGUGGAGGUUUGAUGAUGCAACGUGGAGACGCCUGGUACCUGGCAGGAAUAGUUUCGUUUACGAAGGUUCGUGGAAGUGGUUCGGAUCUCUGCCUGGCGGAUUCGUACACGGCCUUUACCAAUGUUACUGCCUAUUGGGAUUGGAUUGAACAGACUACCAACAUUGAUUUCCGCGGGAAAUUCAACGAAGAAAGAAACAUUCCUUGCACGUCCGCGGACGGAGCAGAAGGGACAUGCGUUCCGUUGCAACAGUGCAUUAACAUUUUUAACAUGAUUCGAGCACCUCUGAUUGCUCAGGAGGACGUUUACUACAUCAACCGGUCGGUCUGCCGUAUCGCCGGUAUCCCACGGGCUGUCUGCUGCCGGAAGGAUCAGAUUGAGCCCGUUCCGCUGAAGCCAAACGCUCUGCUACUGCCGAGCGAUUGCGGACGUUCAAGAGUGCGAACCUUUCCGCCUAACCGAGGCCAAAGUACGUCCGUUUUCGAGUUUCCAUGGAUGGCAAUGGUUCGAUUUCAGAUGAAGAAGAAUGGAGUGAUUCCGUUCUGUUUCGGAACCCUUCUGAAUACGCGCUACGUGCUGUCCGUGUCCGGAUGCAUGAGCAAAUUGAAAUCCGUUAAAGUGGACCACGUUCGAUUGGGAGAACACACCGAGUCCACCGACAUAGACUGUAGCUUCGAUGACCAGGGUCGGCGUUUGUGUUCCGACCGUGUGGUCGACGUUAAAAUCGAAUCGAUCAUCCGUCAUCCACAGUUUGACGUGCCAAUGUACACGAAUGACCUUGCGAUCGUUCGCAUGGCUACUGACGUUCAGUACUCAGAUCAUAUUCGUCCAAUUUGCCUACCGUUGAACUCACCACAUCGGACUCACAUCCCGGACGACCUGCUGAUCACUGCCUGGGAUAUGGAUCUAAUGAAAAAGAACCAAUACCAGGGUGAGCUGCGUCGGUAUCCGCAGAAAAAUAUCGACAUCGACACUUGCCAGCGGCGGCUGGAAGCGGUUGGCUUCGCACCUUCCCUCACCGAGGAUCGAAUGUGUCCCCAACAGCUUGGUCCUGAGUACAACUGCCAACGCAUCGCCGGAGCUCCGAUCGGUGCUUACGUGGACAUGGAUGGUGAACGGUUCGUUCAGUUCGGCCUCUGGAAGUUUGCUCCCCUUAAUUGCACCGUCCGAGAGUCGGUUCCCGGGCUAGCCAUGAACCUCGGACGGUAUCUCGACUGGAUCCUGGACAAUAUCUUACCAUCAGACUUAAGCAUAAUAAAAAUGGUUCCGAGCAUUCUGAUCCAGCUCCCAAGCGGGCAUAACCAUAAACUGCGGUAUAUUGGACCUCAAUUCCACUGUCGUGGGCAAACAAAUCGGCCGAAUGGAAUCAGUAUAGUCCACUUCUCGCACCAUUCGCAGCAGAGCCAGAUCGUCCGGCACAGUCCUUCACCUCAUACCCUGUUUUCCGAUCCUUUGAAACAUUACAAUCUUCAUCCGUCGCUUCCGCAUGUUCACCCAAUCGAAUGUAAUCCCUACAAAAUAAAAAUUGAUUCAUUAGAAAUACCCAAAAACCCAAAUAACUUGAACCUCAUCAAAACCUACGGAUCACGUUUGGUCUUCCGCAUGCAUCCGGUGGCCGGUCGGCGCGUUUGGUUGUACCGCACCAGGGCCAUCCAGGGAUGCUCGAACGUCAACCCUUUCGUGCUUUUCGCGGUGAUUUUUCCCAGCUUCGAAACACCGCACUCCUUCGGCAGGAGGGCCAACUUGGCCGGAUUUAGCGGUGCCUCGAUCUCGUUGCCGGCGGGUGCGGCCGAGUUGCCGCACUUUUUUCCUUUUGCUGAAAAGUGUGUGUCUUUAGUUUGUGAACCAGUGUUUAGAAGAAUGCUUCCAAAUUGGUUGUUUUUAUUUGUGACGGCCGCUGGUAGCGUGCUGGGGGCUGAGGUGUUUCAAAAUGCCCAAUUUCAGUGCGGAAUACCGAAACAUGCCAACACUCUGUUGAUAGUCAACGGUGCCGAUGCAAAGAUCAGCGACUGGCCGUGGCAUGCGGCGAUAAGACUUCAUACCGGCGAUGGUCAACCGCAGUACGUUUGCGGUGGAACGUUGAUCAGCGAGAGAUUUGUGGUGACAGCAGCACACUGCACUCUCGAUGACAAUCCCAACAAACUACCCACGAUUUCGGUCCAGCUGGGAGUGAAUGCGGUUGGUUCCCCGGAGGGCAAGGUGUACAAGGUGGAAAAAAUUCAUCGACAUUCAGGAUUUUCGAUACCCGAUCUUAAGGAUGAUAUAGCGUUGCUGGAGUUGGAAGCUCCGGUAGAGUUUACCGAUUUUAUUUUGCCUAUUUGUUUGAGUAAGAAAACUGACAUCGAGCCUGGCAAGCUUGGUGCUGUGGUUGGUUGGGGAUUUACCGAAAAUGACAUUCCGUCGACGAAGCUGAAGCUGGCAAAGCUGCCAGUUGUUGAUAAAAAGGAAUGUCAGCGACGUGAGCCGGAACUGUACGGACGGGUGCUAACGGACAACGUCUUCUGCGCAGGAUAUACUAAUGGUACUUCUGCUUGCAACGGCGACAGCGGCGGCGGUAUUGUGUUCGAACGCGGUGACGCUUGGUACUUGGGAGGAAUAAUCUCUUUCACCCGUUCCAGAGACGGGUCCAGUCUGUGUUUGACGACAACGUAUACAGCCUUUACCAAAACUGGUUCGUAUCUGGAUUGGAUUGCGAAAAUAACGAACAUUGAUUUCAGUGAAGAAUAUGGAAUCGAAAAAACCAUUCCGUGCUCAACACCCGGUCAGGCGAACGGAUACUGCGUUCCGGUUCAACAAUGUCGAAACAUUCUGGACGCUUUACGGUCUCCUCUGCUGUCGAAGGAAAUCGCGGAUCAACUACGACAGACGGUUUGCCAACUGCGUGGCAUCCGUCGGGCCGUAUGCUGCGAUCCGGGUCAAGUCGAACGGAUACCGAUCCAUCGAAAUGCCAUACUGCUUCCGCAAGAGUGUGGUGUGGCCAAGAGAAGCGACCCAACCACAACCGCCGUUCGUGCGAAGGUCUUCGAAUUUCCCUGGAUUGCGCUUGUACUCUCGAGUAAAGCCACUCCGGACAAAAAUCCCUACUGCAUUGGGUCUUUGAUCAACAAUCGUUACGUGCUGACAUCUGCCGGUUGCUUGAAAGCAAAGGAACGCACGGAUCUAGAUUUUGUCCGGCUGGGAGAGCACACGCUGAACCAACCGAAGGACUGUGACAUCUACACCGACCCUAAAACCCGCAACAGUGUAGAGGAAUGUGCGGCCCCUCCACUUGACGUGAAAGCAGUUCUUCCGUUCACGAUCCACCCACUGCACAAUAAACCUUUUAGAGGCAAUGACUUUGCUUUGGUUCGAAUGGAGCAGAAAGUUCCAUUUACCGAUAACAUUCGUCCAAUCUGCCUGCCGGUUCGGGAAGCCUUGCGCAACAAUCUGCCGCACGAUUUCAUCCUAGCGACGUUGGAAACCACCUCCAAACAGGAACUGUUCAAAACCCGUUCCGAGUUCAGCGAAGUUGAGGAAUGCGAAGAGCGCUUCGAAGACUACGGCUACACGCCGUGGGUGACGGACAAGAUGUUCUGCGCACUGGCUCAGGGUCCGAACUUUGUGUGCACCCCGCAUAUGGGCGCUCCGCUGGUUUCGAUGGUUCCGCAAGGUAACGCUGUCCGGGCGGUUAUGUACGGUAUAGCGAUGAUGAAUCCGAGCAACUGCACGAUUGCGCAAACCAUCCCGAAGACCUACAUACGGGUGCCGCUGUACGUGGACUGGAUUCUGGAGAACAUUGCACCGUAAAAAACGUUUUUCACCUUCGUUGGUUAAGAUUAUGUAAAUACUGAUUUGACGGUAAAAAACUGGAAACAUUCCAAAUUAAAACCAUCGGUCUAAGAACGGUUAUUAACACUAUUUGAAGUCAUUAAACAUUUUCUUGUAUGACUCUCUCUUAGAGUUAUAAUCCUUCUUUGAUUGUUCAAGCCUCUUUCCCUAACAAAACGACAUCCACCAACAACUUAAUUUAAUUUGCUCUCAAACUAGGCUGC
Molecule: messenger RNA, 4742 nt
Organism: Sabethes cyaneus
Lineage: Eukaryota; Metazoa; Arthropoda; Insecta; Diptera; Culicidae
Exons: 13
Coding region: 1-4497 (1498 amino acids)
Biological process (GO): proteolysis
Molecular function (GO): serine-type endopeptidase activity
Source: RefSeq, a predicted model, not a curated record